AACCAUUCUACGUGGUGUACCCUCCCACUCUUUGCUCCACCUUCUUCGUUUAUCCUAUCUUUCUUUAUCUUCUUCUCAUUUUCUCUUGUUUUUCUUCUUCUUUUCUCUGUUGUUUUCUUUCUUCUAACACCCUAUUUGAGUUUUUUUCUUCAAAAGAAGCUCUUUCUCUUUAUUACCAUAUAUAUAUAUAUAACAUCAUCACAAUGUGUGGCAUACUUGCUGUGCUUGGUUGCUCUGAUGACUCUCAAGCCAAAAGGGUCCGCGUCCUUGAGCUUUCUCGCAGAUUGAAGCACCGUGGUCCUGACUGGAGUGGGCUCCACCAACACGGUGAUUUCUUUUUGGCUCAUCAACGGUUAGCCAUAGUUGACCCAGCUUCUGGUGAUCAACCUCUUUUCAAUGAAGACAAAUCCGUUAUUGUUACGGUGAAUGGAGAGAUCUACAAUCAUGAAGAGCUCAGGAGUAAAUUACCUAAUCACAAGUUCCGAACAGGAUGUGACUGUGAUGUUAUUGCUCAUCUGGUUAGUCAUCUUUAUGAGCACGGAGAAAACUUCGUGGACAUGCUUGAUGGUAUCUUUUCAUUUGUUCUGCUGGAUACCCGGGACAACAGUUUUAUAGUGGCACGGGAUGCUAUAGGGGUUACUUCCUUAUACAUUGGUUGGGGACUAGAUGGAUCUGUUUGGAUUUCAUCAGAAUUGAAAGGGCUGAACGAUCAUUGUGAGCACUUUGAGUCCUUCCCCCCUGGACAUUUGUACUCUAGCAAAGAAAGAGAGUUCCGUAGAUGGUACAAUCCUCUUUGGUUCUCUGAGGCUAUUCCUUCAGCCCCUUAUGAUCCUCUAGCUUUGAGACAUGCAUUUGAGAAGGCUGUCAUUAAAAGGUUGAUGACAGAUGUCCCUUUUGGUGUUUUACUGUCUGGGGGGUUGGACUCCUCUUUAGUUGCAUCUGUCACUGCUCGCCACCUGGCAGGCACAAAGGCUGCAAAGCAAUGGGGUGCAAAACUACACUCAUUCUGUGUAGGCCUUGAGGGUUCACCAGACCUGAUGGCUGCAAAAGAAGUAGCUGAUUAUUUAGGAACUGUCCAUCAUGAGUUUCAAUAUACUGUUCAGGAUGGCAUAGAUGCCAUUGAGGAUGUUAUCUAUCACAUUGAAACAUAUGAUGUGACUUCCAUCCGAGCAAGCAUACCCAUGUUUUUAAUGUCUCGGAAAAUCAAAUCACUAGGAGUGAAAAUGGUACUCUCUGGAGAAGGAUCUGAUGAGAUCUUUGGAGGUUAUCUGUACUUCCACAAAGCACCCAACAAGGAAGAGUUCCACCGAGAAACAUGCCGCAAGAUUAAGGCACUGCACAAAUAUGAUUGCUUGCGAGCCAAUAAAUCAACAUAUGCUUGGGGUCUGGAAGCCCGAGUACCAUUUUUGGACAAAGAGUUUAUCAAUGUUGCAAUGAACAUUGAUCCUGAGUAUAAAAUGAUAAAACGAGACGAAGGAAGAAUUGAGAAAUGGGUACUGAGGAAGGCAUUUGACGAUGAAAACCAUCCUUAUCUGCCAAAGCACAUUUUGUAUAGGCAGAAAGAACAAUUCAGUGAUGGAGUUGGCUAUGGUUGGAUUGAUGGCCUUAAAGCCCAUGCUGCAAAACAUGUGAAUGAUAAAAUGAUGCUCAAUGCUUCUCAUAUUUACCCUCAUAACACUCCAACUUCCAAAGAGGCAUACUAUUACAGAAUGAUCUUUGAGAGGUUCUUCCCUCAGAACUCAGCCAGCCUCACUGUCCCUGGAGGAGCAAGUGUUGCAUGUAGCACAGCACAAGCUGUUUUGUGGGAUGCUGCUUGGUCCAACAAUCUUGACCCUUCUGGAAGAGCAGCACUUGGAGUGCAUGCUUCAGCUUAUGAGAACAACCAGGUCAACUCAGUCACCAAAACUGUAGAACCAGAGAAGAUUAUACCCAAAAUGGAAGUUUCUCCUCUAGGAAUUGCCAUCUAGAGCUAGUAUGAGCCAUAACAAGGACUAGUUGCCCCAGAGCCAAGAUAGUAUGGAACUAGUCAACAUAAAUGAAAAUUUUGCCUGUUGUGUAUUUAUCCAGGCAAAGCUAUAUGUAGAUAAGGCUCUGUACCUAGCUGUCUUCAGUGUUGUGCUAUCCAGUUCUAGUCUUUAUAUUGAUAUGAACACUUAAAAUGUAUUUGGGUUUCCGAGAAAAGUUGUGUACCUGUGUUUCUUU
Messenger RNA from Gastrolobium bilobum, 2202 nucleotides. Its product is annotated as asparagine synthetase [glutamine-hydrolyzing] 2. The record is from RefSeq and is a predicted model, not a curated record. Lineage: Eukaryota; Viridiplantae; Streptophyta; Magnoliopsida; Fabales; Fabaceae. Gene Ontology annotation, cellular component: cytosol. The transcript is spliced from 13 exons. Gene Ontology annotation, molecular function: asparagine synthase (glutamine-hydrolyzing) activity. The coding region runs from base 204 to 1967 and encodes 587 amino acids.